UAAUGCAAAAAAUUGGAUAAAACUUUGAAUUAAAAAAAAAGUUAGGUUCUGGUGCUUUUGGAGAUAUAUAUUUGGGAGUGAAUACAAAAAAUAACAUUGAAGUAGCUAUAAAAUUAGAACCUAUCUCUUCUUAAUGUCCUUAAUUGAGAUAUGAACAUGAGAUUUAUAAAAGAUUAUUAGCUGAUAAUUAAAGUAUCGAUAGAGGAAUACCACAUGUCUAUUACACAUCAGAAGAAGGUGGUUAUACAUUUAUGGUUAUGGAUCUAUUAGGGGCAUCUUUAGAAGAAAUAUUUGUGUCAAAGAAAAAAAAGUUUUCUUUAAAAACAGUUGUUAUGAUUGGAUUAUAAUUUUUAGAGAGAAUUGAAUUCAUUCAUUCUAAAGGUAUCAUACAUAGAGAUAUUAAACCUGAUAACUUUUUAAUUGGGAAAGUCAAUAAAUAAAAUAAAAUAUACAUUUUAGAUUUUGGAUUAGCAAAACGAUUCAUAAAAGAGAAUGGACAUAUACCUUAUAGAGAAUCCAAGACAUUGACUGGAACAGCUAGAUAUUGUAGUUUAAAUACUCAUUUAGGUGUAGGUAAUAAGUAUUAGAUAAUAUUUGUUAGAAUAAAGUAGAAGAGAUGAUAUUGAAUGUAUGGCAUAUGUAUUAUUUUAUUUUCUCAAAUCAACUUUACCAUGGUAAAAUAUGAGAGCAAAAAAUAAAAGAGAAAAGUAUUAUAUAAUAUAUUCAUAAUUAUAAGAUAUGAAAGAAUAAUGGAAAAAAAGAUGACCACUACUUAUGAUGAAUUAUGUAAAGGAGUUCCAAAAGAAUUUGGUUUAAUAUUAAAACAUGCAAGAAAUUUAGAAUUUGAAGAAGAACCUAAUUAUAAAUAUUUGAAAGGAUUACUUGAAAAUAUUUGUUAAUAGGAAAGAAUAACUGUUGAUAAUUAGUUUGAUUGGUGUAAAUGA
This is a messenger RNA of Paramecium pentaurelia, 944 nucleotides long. The record is from the annotation of a GenBank genome assembly. Lineage: Eukaryota; Ciliophora; Oligohymenophorea; Peniculida; Parameciidae.